Lethenteron reissneri (Far Eastern brook lamprey) is the source of this 1777-nucleotide messenger RNA. RefSeq names its product TM2 domain containing 3 (gene TM2D3). The record is from RefSeq and is a predicted model, not a curated record. NCBI's taxonomy places the organism in Eukaryota, Metazoa, Chordata, Hyperoartia, Petromyzontiformes, Petromyzontidae.
CUCGGCGUGGAUCGGGGCCGUCAUGGAGGCGGCGGCGGCGGCGGCGACGGCGCGAGGAGUCGCCGCAGCGGUCGGAGCAGCUGCAGGAGGAGCGCGAGGAACACGUCCCCUUGCUGCUACAGCUGCUGCUACUACUACUGCUGCUGCUGCAGCAGUCGUAGGGACAGCAGCAGGCUGGAGGAGCGGACGCGUCGCGGUGCUCAUCGUGACGGCGAUCUCCUGUCUCUCCAUGCUUCCAGGAGCUACAUCGUGGACGUCAGACAGCUCGGCUGAGGACGUCAUGCAAGAGGUCGUGCGUCUCUGCCCUGCGGACGUCGCCUGCCGCUCUCUUCCUGUUCAGUGCCUCAACUGCACCUACAACACGUCGUGUGUGUACGGUCACAACACCACGGGCUCCUGCUCACCACGUGCUGGCGUGCACUGCACGGGGCGCAGGGAGAUGUCCGUAAAUCUGACGUGCGGGUUCUGCUGGCAGCUGCCACCCUCCCUCUACCACUGCACCAACAGCACCUCCUGUCCCUCGGCUGGGUGUCCCCGUGCCCGCACGCGCGCCAACUGCACCGCCCUACCUGAUGUGCACUGCCUCGGUGAGCGCACCUUCAUGAAGAUGCUCUACUGUGACUGGACGGGUGGCCACAAGUGGGCAACAGCACUCACACUCAGUGUGACUCUAGGUGGGUUUGGAGCUGAUCGCUUCUACCUGGGCCAGUGGCGAGAAGGCCUGGGGAAACUAUUCAGCUUUGGGGGCCUGGGCGUGUGGACGCUGCUGGAUGUGCUGCUCAUCGCCAUCGGAUACAUCGGACCUGCCGACGGGUCUCUCUACAUUUGACGAGCUUCAUCACCACCGUCAUCGUCAGCACAUCAACAUCUUCAGUUGCAUCAUCGCCAUCAUCACUCACAAUGACCAUGUCUCAGUUCAAAAUACCAUGCAGGUAUUUCUGAUUAAACCAGGUUUCUGUAUGUACUAAGUUGUAUAAAAGACAAUUAUUUAAUACAUUUCAGUUUCACAUAAUCCAGCCUGGCCGAAUAUUGAGAGCUUAAAUUUGUAAAUAUUGUAUAUUGGAUUAAUUACAUGUGGUGAACCACUCUUUACAGAACACUGUCUUUAUUGUUGAAGAAAAGUCUAUUGGAAGGGACACAUUGAGGAACUGUUAUUGCCUUUUGGGGUUGUUCCUUGGUAAGAUGACAUGCCUGCUCUUUUGCCCGCAGGAGUUCCAGAAGGCGCAACUCAUUGAUGUCGGUCUGUUAUCUGACUUUUACACAUGCGACAAUGUGGCCAACACAAAGCCUUGUGUUGUCUUUGUUGAUUUAUAAUGUCGAACAUUACAUCCAGCUAAUAAACUUUAAACAAAUAGGUUGUUGUGCAAUUCAUUGUAUUUCAGAUAUUGGUUUGUGGUCAACUCGGCGCAUCCAUUUUUUAUUGAUAAAAUGAGUACAGACACUCCUUCACAUAUACGAUAGAUGCGUUCCUGGAAGAGCGCGCGUAUCUCAAAAUCUCGUAUGUCAAAAGCUAUUUUUCCAUAAGAAAUAAUGGUAAAGCAGGGGAUUAGGGGAUUUCACACACUCGCAGACAAUCGCCUAUAUUAUCCGAGCCUAUAUCGAUACGAUACAUGUACACACAAUGUAAUACUUUAAAUUAAGGCAAUAAUUUAAACAUAUACUUCCUAUAAAUAAAAAUAAAGAAAUACAGUCAGAAAUACGAAAGCGGUGAACACGACACAAACUUCACAGGGUACGAUCACAAUAAGAGACGAAGGGAAGAGCGCUGGUUUACACG